Messenger RNA from Miscanthus lutarioriparius, 3669 nucleotides. Lineage: Eukaryota; Viridiplantae; Streptophyta; Magnoliopsida; Poales; Poaceae. The record is from the annotation of a GenBank genome assembly.
AUGGCCGAGUUACUGAUCGGGCCACUGAUCUCCAUGGUGAAGGAGAAGGCAUCCAGCUACCUGCUGGACCAAUACAAGGUGAUGGAAGGCAUGGAGGAGCAGCGCAAGACCCUGGAGCGCAAGCUGCCAGCAAUCCUGCACAUCAUCCAGGAUGCGGAGGAGAAAGGAGCCUCCCGACCUGAAGUAGCAGCUUGGCUCAAAGACCUCAAGACAGCGGCCUAUGAGGCCAACGACGUCUUUGAUGAGUUCAAGUACGAAGCGCUUCGGCGAGAAGCCAAGAAGAAGGGCCACCACAGCAAGCUUGGAUCGGAGGUAGCAAGGCUCCUAGUCCCCGCUCGUAGUCCCAUUGUAUUCCGUUACAGGAUGGGCAAGAAGCUAUGCAGGAUUGUGCAAACCAUCGAGGCCCUGGUCACCGAGAUGAAUACAUUUGGUUUCAGACACUUGCAGCAAGCACAGCCAUCAAGGCAGUGGCGACAGACAGAUUCCAUAAUCAUUGACUCCGACAGAGAUAUUCUUAGCAGAUCUAGAGAUCGGGAGAAGAAGAAAAUCGUGGGGAUGCUCCUUGAUCAAGCUAGCAACAUGGAUCUCAUGGUUCUUCCAAUUGUUGGGAUGGGUGGGAUGGGCAAGACCACCUUUGUGCAACUCAUUUACAAUGACCCUGCAAUCGAGAAGCACUUUGAGCUUCGAAGGUGGUGCUGCGUGUCAGAUGAUUUCGAUGUCAGUACCAUUGCAAGCAACAUCUGCCACACCAAUGAGAAAGGUCGUGAAAAAUCAUUGCAGGAGCUCCAGAGUAUAAUAAGGGGAAAAAGGUACCUCAUUGUGUUAGAUGAUGUAUGGAAUCGGGAUGCUGAUAAGUGGGGAAAACUAAAGACCUGCCUUAAGCAGGGUGGCAAGGGCAGUGCAGUACUAACAACAACUCGUGAUGCAGAAGUGGCUCACAUUAUGACCAUGGGUGUAGCUGAAGCCCAUAAUAUCGAGAAUCUGAGUGACGAGCAUUUAAAGGAAAUUGUCCAGAGCAGAGCAUUCAGCUUGCAAAAUCCAAAUAUUGAAGAGCAAGAUGGCAUUCUCAGUGGAUUUGUUCGUCGAUGCGUUGGAUCUCCCUUGGCUGCCAAAGCCUUUGGCUCUAUGUUGAGUAACAGGACUAGUAUAAAUGAAUGGAAGGAUAUAUUAGCUAAAAGUAACAUUUGUAGUGAGAAAACCGGAAUUUUACCGAUCCUCAAGCUCAGUUUUGAUGACCUAUCCUCAGAUAUGAAGCAGUGCUUUGCAUUUUGUGCUUUAUUUCCUAAAGAUUAUGAGAUCGAUGUGGACCUCUUGAUUCAACUGUGGAUGGCACAUGACUUCAUACCUGUGCAGGAGGAUGACAAUCCAGAAACCGUAGGAAAAUAUAUUUUCGAGGAGCUAACUCAGAGGUCAUUCUUUCAAGAUGUCAGGCAAAUUGCCUAUUCUAGAAGGUUGUCGCUUCGUAAGUCAACCAUAUGCAAGAUACAUGAUCUCAUGCAUGACAUUGCUCUAUCUGUUCUGGGGAAAGAAUGUGUCACUAUAGUUGGUAAGCCGAGCGUCAACAAGCUGUUGCUAAAUCCGACUCGCCACCUCUUCUUAUCAAUAUAUGGUAUUAGGCCUGUUUUCUGGAAAGAACAGGUUACAAGUCUACUGGAUCAUCUAUUGAAGAAACAAACUGCAACGCUCCAUACGUUGUUUUUUAAAGAAUAUGCUGACUUCCUUGAUAUAUCAAAGUACACUUCACUGCGAGCAUUACACCUUCCAGCACAACCUUUAUAUUUUACACGAUGGUUUGGACAGGAACAGCUUACAAGACACAUACAACACCUAAGGUAUCUUAAUCUGUCGUCACAUUGGUUCGAGAAACUUCCUGAAGGUAUAAGCAUUAUGUAUAAUCUACAAACGUUGGACCUCUCUCAUUGCGAAUACCUUCGUCAACUUCCAAAGGAUAUGAAGUAUAUGGCAAACCUCCGACACCUCUAUACCAAUGGAUGCAAAUCAUUGACGUGCAUGCCUCCAGGACUUGGACAGAUCACUUCUCUGCAGACUCUAACAUAUUUUGUUAUUGGUAAUGGCUUGGGAUGUAGUACUAUCGGAGAAGUUCAAAACUUAAACCUUGGUGGAGAGUUAGAGUUAAGUGGUCUGCAAAAUGUAACAGAAGUGCUUGCAAAAGCAGCCAGUCUUGAAAAUAAAGAGAAACUCACACACUUAUCUCUCGAGUGGAAUGAUGAUGGCUGUGAGAAACCAGAUUCUCAUAAAGAGGUGUUAGAUGCCCUUAAACCUCAUCAUCGGCUGGAGAUGCUAAGAAUAAAGUCCUACAAAGGCACCAAUUUACCGUCAUGGAUAACAGAUCUUAGUCUGUUGCAGCACUUGACUGAGCUCCAUCUGCUUCGUUGUACGCUGUGUGAGGAAUUUCCUCAAUUCUGCCGUUUCAAAGCCCUUGAAGUUCUGUAUUUGGAAAAUUUGGACAAAUUGCGAAGCCUAUGCAGCCAUAUGGUGUCUACGCCAUUUCCAGCACUGAAGCAACUCCGGUUACAUGAUUUGGAGAGCUUGGAGAGAUGGGUCGCAACAGAAGGAAAAGAAGAUGAAUUAACCUUUCCUGUACUUGAGGAGGUUGAUAUAAAAAACUGUCCAAAGUUGACUAGCCUACCUGAAGCACCAAAGCUCAAGGUUGUAAGGCUGGAUGAAGGCAAGGCGCUGCUCUCCUUAGGAAUAGUUAAAUCAAGGCACAUGUCUUCAAUUUCUGAGCUAAUGCUGCGUGUCCGUGACACAGAAGCACUGCCUCAGAUAGAUUAUAAUUGGGAUUCAUCACAGAAACUGGAACUAUCUUUGGGUGGCACAGAAGCCGCACCUCUGUCACUACUGAGCAUAUCUGGCUGCAACUUUUUCUUCGUAUCAAGCCAGUCACAGCUAACACCUGGGGUCUGGAAAUGGUUUGAACAUCUUGCAGAUUUCACAAUUGAAAACUGUGAUGUGCUCAUCUACUGGCCAGAAGAAGUGUUCCAAAGCUUGGUAUCUUUGAAGAACUUGUGGAUUAAAUCCUGCAACAAGCUAAUAGGGCCCAGACAAGCGAAAGGUGGCAAACCUACACAAACAACAGAUCAAGUCCUGUCACAUCUAAACAUGAUAAGAAUACACGGUUGUGAAAGCAUGGCACAGCUCUUCAUUCUUCCCCCAUCUAUCAGAUUUAUUGAUAUUGGGCGAUGCCCUAAGCUUGAGUUCAUAUGGGGAAAGGAGGAGCAUCUUGACACAUAUACAUCGCUGGAACGUUGCCGCGACCCUGCAUCCACCACUGGUACCCUAGAGCAAUCGCCGUCUCCAAUUAUUCGUCGUCCAUGCCUCGUACAUCUAUAUAUAAGAUCCUGUGAUAGCCUGGUAACACUUCCAAAUCUACCACCGUCCCUCAAACAUUUAAACAUCUCCAGCUGUGAGAAGCUCUGCUCUGUGUCAGGAGACCUAUGUGCACUCGAGGUCCUACAUAUUUCUGACUGCAAUAAGUUACAGUCAGUCAAUUCCUUGGGAGACCACCCAUCAUUAGAAAUACUGUUUCUUUCUAACUGCCCAAGCCUUGCAUCUUUAGGAUGUGAUGGUGGUCGUGGGAGUUACUCUGCUCUUCAGAUCCGUGAGAUCAAAUGCUGCCCAGCCAUAGACAUGAAGCAGUUUUACUAA